Opisthorchis viverrini is the source of this 693-nucleotide messenger RNA. RefSeq lists its product as hypothetical. The record is from RefSeq and is a predicted model, not a curated record. The transcript is spliced from 4 exons. Bases 1 to 693 code for a protein of 230 amino acids. NCBI's taxonomy places the organism in Eukaryota, Metazoa, Platyhelminthes, Trematoda, Opisthorchiida, Opisthorchiidae.
AUGAUUUCCGCAAUUGGCAGUUCCCAGUGCCUUGACGUGUUUGACUGGCCGGAGUAUUUCGCUGUCAGUCCACUAAUCCAAGUCGUUCUUUCUCGUUUGGCCAAUCCCCACCGCUUUGCGAUAAACACGGACCAGAUGAGAACUCCGGAAUGCUCCUUUGCGAUGGAAGCGUUUCAAUUGAACGGAAUACCGUUGUGUAGUUGUCAGGACGCGCCCGGGAAAGAAAAAUGCACAUGUGCAGAAAGUGACGCAUCCCAAGGUCACCAUCGGUACGACGCGUCAGGAAACGUCAAAAUGGGAGGAGUUGUACUGUGUGAAGAACAGUGUGAGGUGUCCUUCGAACUGGGACUGGUACACGCCUACUUCCCGGAAGCUUAUUCCGGCAUCAUUUCCCUUGUAUGGAAUACCGAUUUCCAACCGCAACUGAACACGUUUUCACUCAACCGAGAUGCACUGGCACGCUAUGAUCCACUGUCAAUCACUGUUGAGGAUACGGUAUUCACUUGGCCAACAAAUGAACACGUCUCCGAUCACACAACUGAACGCGGCGAUGUACACCUUCUCAGCAACAUUCGGUUUCACGAUAAAUCUUAUUUUGCGCUCGGAACUGACUUUCUACACCGAAUCAAACUACGCUUGAAAGCGCGUGGGACUACGUACGUGGAAGUCGCCAAAAAUCCGCGAUUCCCCUAG